GUUACCGUAGAAACCGAACUGGCUCUCGUCUGUUGCCGUAUAUUUUGUCGAUUUUCUUGACCAGAAGAAUCAUGGAAGUUACAUCUUCACCAGAUAUACGAGAAGUUAUAAACUAAAUAUCCUCUUAACAUUCGACAUUUUUAUAUUUCGAGCCGUUAAGCGCAAUGGGUCCCUCAGGAGAUGAAAUGAGCCCAGAAUUGAAGGAUCUGGUCGCAGACAUCCGAGAACAAUCUGAAAACAAGGUUAACGACGUGUAUUCAAAAUUAAAAGGUCUUGUGGGCAGGAAGUCUUUAGGGGAUCAGAGGGAUCUGGAGGCAUGUAAACAGAGUCUUUACUCUCAUGGUGUGCUGCGGUACUGCUCCUCUACCCUGAGAUUCAGUCCAGCCAAGAUUCACGGAGGCUAUGCAGUUCUGACACAGAUGGCAGAUCUCCUCAGCACAUGCUGUGUGGGUCUGGGUGCUUUCAGAGACGUGGAGGUGUUUAGUCAUGAAUUUCUGCCUUCCGUGGUGGAAAGCCUUCUUUUUCUCGCAGACUGUCUAAUGAACAGAGCUUUGCGGGACAAGGCACAUAAUGAGAUGAUUCGUUUAUUUAGAAAAGUCUUUGAUUCGAUUGGCUGGCUCCUCAGGGCUCACACACAUCUCCUUCAUCAUGUACUGAGAUCUAAACAUUAUGAGAACAUCCAGAUCUGUGAAGAUGAUGACAUCUCCAUUGUUACUCUCACCAUGUGGAACAAUAUCUUCAGGGCAAACGGUGUUGUUGUAUCCGAGAUGGGAGCCAGGGCUCUGACUGACAUCAUGGAUGAUAUUGUGUAUAAAAUGUCCAGUAGCUCGAAUCCUGUGAUUGGCAGAGCAGCUGUAAAGACCCUUGUUCUGAUCUUGGACCACAGCAGCUCAACCCAUCAGCUCAUUCACAGGCGAUACAGAGGUUUGGCUGAUUUGGCUGUAAAAGACUGGCGCGGUAAAGGCUUCGACUCUGUACUGGAUCAGCUUAUUGAUCACUUGCAGACAGACACUAAGGAGUCAUCUGAGGAGUAUGUGCGAGCAGCUUGUAUUAUCCAGGCAGCCUGGAGAGCCCAUCAGACCAGAAAAAGACUGAGGAAACUCCCCAGAGCGGUCAGCACAUUACAGCGCAGCUUCAGGGAAAAGCGCAGACGACAACAGGAACACACCGAGAGACAACGUGCAGAAGAAGAACUACGUCAUCAAGUGUGUCUGCGAAGACAGAGAGCCAUGAGACGGUUCCGCCAACACCAGCUUCAUCUGAUGGAGAUACUACCAGCUGCCCAGGUGGAGCGAUACCUUGGGGAGCUGGAGAACAAGGCAGCCGUGUUGAUUCAGAGAGUGUGGAGAGGACACAGAGAGAGACGCAGCUUCCGGCAGCACAGAUACAUUCUCAGACAGCACAGAGCUGCCGUCACUCUACAGAGAGCCACGCUGCGGUUUUUAAAACGCCGCAGAGCACAGAGAAGCGGUCUCACGCCGUUAAAAGGACCAAAAGGACUGACUGACAGUAGAAGAACGGAGCUCAAGCAACACAUACAGGAGCACAUCUCUCAACAUCCUUCAUCUGUGCGGUCAGCAGAGGGCAGUGUGGAGCUCCAUCAGAGAGCCCAGAGCCUCCUGCACCAGCACCUGAUCAACAGAGCGUCUGAUCGAACACACGAGCAGCACAGACAGGCUCUACUUGCACAGAUCAACACAGACUUAGAGCUUUUAUUCAAUGCGCCGUCACUGAAGGAUGCCAGAGCGGGGGAUGUGAAUCUGUUCCUGAGCCGCUCCUGCCCUGUGGCCACAUUCGCCCGUCAAUCCCACAACGCCUUGAUGCAGAGCAUGCGUCUCCCGUGGUGGAGGAUGCUCGGAGAGGAGUUCUCCAGCCCAGAGGAGCCUCCCAGGAAAGACUAUGACACGGACAUUGAGUCACUGUAUCUAGGCGGCAGCUAACAGAUGAUGAAACUCAGACUUUAUUUGCAACACUUCGUUCAUGUGAAAGAACGGUACAUUUAAACAGGUUUUAUAGCAAGUUAGGGCAUUCAAUAUUAUUUAAGAGCAGCAUAAUUACAAAUAACUGAAGAAAAAACAACAACGCAUGAGUCCUUGAGCAACGUUAACACUAAAACAUUCUUUUGUCUUUGAACAGAAUGUUUUAUAUUGUAAAAGUUUCUUAUUAAAGGAACAGUUCACCCAGAAAAUA
Messenger RNA from Puntigrus tetrazona (Sumatra barb), 2190 nucleotides. Its product is annotated as IQ calmodulin-binding motif-containing protein 1-like. Gene Ontology annotation, cellular component: cilium. Bases 165 to 1940 code for a protein of 591 amino acids. Gene Ontology annotation, biological process: cilium assembly. Lineage: Eukaryota; Metazoa; Chordata; Actinopteri; Cypriniformes; Cyprinidae. The transcript has 13 exons. The record is from RefSeq and is a predicted model, not a curated record. Gene Ontology annotation, molecular function: calmodulin binding.